Scheffersomyces amazonensis is the source of this 1647-nucleotide messenger RNA. RefSeq names its product syntaxin (gene SSO2). Gene Ontology annotation, cellular component: plasma membrane; endomembrane system; SNARE complex. The record is from RefSeq and is a predicted model, not a curated record. The transcript has a single exon. Gene Ontology annotation, molecular function: SNAP receptor activity; SNARE binding. Gene Ontology annotation, biological process: vesicle fusion; exocytosis; intracellular protein transport. Bases 337 to 1200 code for a protein of 287 amino acids. Lineage: Eukaryota; Fungi; Ascomycota; Pichiomycetes; Serinales; Debaryomycetaceae.
UGUUAAGUUAUUCCCAUCCAUUCCAUUCCGUCCCGCACUAAACGAGCAAUAUCAGUACUCAGUACUCAGACAUUCUUGAUUACGACUAAUAAUUUUAUUUCACUGCAUUGACUAUUAAUCAUAAUUAGUUAUAUAGUGAACAAAUAAGUCAUUCAUAUAUUUAUACAAUCAAAUAAUCUUAAUUAUAUAAGUUUUAUUUGGUUUCCUUCACUCCUUUGUUUUACCAUUAAAGACUAGUAAUUUCCCGCCGUCUUAAACUAAUCUAAAGACUAGACAAGACACUCAAUUCAAUUCUCCCAUAAUAUUAAACAGAGCAUUUAAAGCAUUACUAUUACAAUGAGUAACAAUCCAUACUAUAACAAUAACUCUUAUGAGUUAAGUAACUAUAAUAAAUAUUCUUCAGGAUCUGAUGAUUUAGGAACAUUUAUGAAUGAAAUUCAUGAUAUAAAUAGUUCAUUAGAUCAAUAUUCUAAUUUAAUUGGAUUAAUUGAUAAAAAGCAACAAAAUUUAAUUAAUGAAGUUGAUUUAAAUGAAGCUGAUACUGAAUAUAAUACUCAACAAAUUGAUAAUCUAGUUAAUGAAGCCACUACUUUACAAGCAAAUUUAAAGGAAAGAAUUAAACAAGUUCAAACUCAAGCUGUUAAAGAUCAUGAUAGAACUAAACAAGAACAAGCUGAAGUUACUAAAAGAAGAUUCUUAGAAUUGAUUCAAAACUAUAGAUUAAUUGAAUCUAAACAUAAAGAACAAAGUAAAGUUCAAAGUGAAAGACAAUAUAGAAUUAUCAGACCUGAAGCAUCCGAACAAGAAAUUCAACAAGUUGUUGAAAGUGGAGAUCCUCAACAAUAUUUCCAACAAGCUCUUUUACAAUCUAAUAGAAGAGGUGAAGCUCGUGUUGUAUUAAAUGAAGUUCAAGUUAGACAUCAAGAAUUAUUAAAAUUAGAAAAGACAAUGGCUGAAUUAACUCAAUUAGUUCAUGAUAUGGAAGAAUUAGUUGUAGAACAAGAUCAACAAAUUCAACAAAUUGAUGAAACUGUUCAUCAAGCUCAACAUGAUAUUGAAGGUGGAUUAGGUCAUACUGAAAAGGCUGUUAAAUCUGCUAGAGCUGCUAGAAAGAAGAAGAUUUGGUGUGCUAUUAUUGUCACUCUUAUUAUUGUCAUUCUUGCUCUUAUUUUAGGUCUUUACUUUGGUCUUCACAAUUAGUAAUAAGAUUAAUUCCAAAUUUAUGUAUUGUUAUCAACUUUUUAUCCAUAUUCAUGUCAUAUUUGCCAUUACAUUAUUACAUUACUAUUACUUUUAAUUUAUGUUUCACUACUUUUCCUAUACUAUAUUUAUCUUAUUAGUAUUUCUUUACUUUUCUUUUCUUUUCUUCCUUUCUUCUAUUUACUAUUGAUAUAUACCUUUUUAUUUUCAAUUACCAUUAUACAAUAAAGACCCUGUUUCUUUUAUCAUAAUAUCAUUGUCACUCCAAUUAAUAUAUAAUAACUAUUAUAAAAGAAUUACAAGUAUCUCUCUCUCUAGAAUAAUUUUGCAACCUACUGUAGAACAAUAUAAACAAAACAAAAUAAUACAAAACAAUACAAUACAAAACAAUAUUACUAAAAGUCCGCUAAGAUCCGUCUACAGCCAUGAAAAGAAAGGGUCUCAUAG